This is a messenger RNA of Nerophis lumbriciformis (worm pipefish), 3997 nucleotides long. RefSeq names its product Ras association domain family member 8a (gene rassf8a). Gene Ontology annotation, biological process: signal transduction. NCBI's taxonomy places the organism in Eukaryota, Metazoa, Chordata, Actinopteri, Syngnathiformes, Syngnathidae. The record is from RefSeq and is a predicted model, not a curated record.
ACAAUGCCUUGCGGUGCCCCACUUCCAAAGCUGAGUGAGCUGCUGGAGGAAAGCAGCGAGGCUGUGAGAGGAGGAGUGAGGGGCUUUUCCCCCCGCAGCUUACUGGCGAGAGAGCAAAAUAAAAGCACAGCGAGUGGACGGACGGAGGCAAACUUUGGUGUAACGCGCUCAAACGCCAUUGUCUUUUCCAGCCUUUAUGUCGUAUUUUCACCCUCUAGAAGACAAACAUCACUUUGUCGCAGUUCGCUGGGGGCAGGAGCGAAGAAGAAGAUAGGACAUAUAUAUUUUUCUUUGGCUUAUUCUCCCGAAGACGAAUAUUGUGUCUCCAAACUUCGUAGGUUUAACCGAACUGCGUUCUCUUCCCUUGAAGGUAGCUAAAGAGACUUCAGCUGUCCUGCACGCCUGCAGCCAUCAGGAAUGUUGGGGCCAAGACACCACAGUAUGCCUGGUCACAUUUGACCCAAAAUGGAGCUCAAAGUCUGGGUGGAUGGAGUCCAGAGGGUCGUGUGUGGGGUCACUGAGGCGACCACCUGCCAGGAAGUGGUGAUUGCGCUGGCACAGGCCAUAGGUCGAACUGGGAGAUAUACUCUUGUAGAAAAAUGGCGGGACACCGAGCGGCAUCUAGUCCCUCACGAGAGCCCGGUGGCCUCUCUGAACACCUGGGGUCAAUACGCAGGCGAUGUCCAGCUGAUCUUGCUUCGCACAGGCCCGUCCCUGACUGAACGGCCUCCCUCAGAAGGGCCCCCGCUCAGGGGGCCUGAACGUGGGUUUCAUCGCCAGAGCCUGCCCCCGCUUGCAAAGCUUCACCAUCCAAAUGAACGCUCCCUCCGGCGCCGUGAGCCCCGCCGCAAGUCCCUCACCUUUACAGGAGCGCCUCGAGGUCUAAGGGAGAUUCUGGGCGGAGGUAGGUCAACUGAAGCAGAAACCAAGAGGAGGUUCUACCUGGGAAACGGUGGGACUCACCAUCAUGCUGGAGGAGCCACUGGGACUGCAUGCCAUGGCCUGUGGGCCUGUCGAAUGGAGGACCUGGUUCGAGUGGUGGGCCUACAGAGAGAGACACUCGGUGUGCUGGACAAGAAAAUGGAGUUCUACGAAGCUGAGCUCAAAGCCUGGGCUGAGGGGCGUGGGGGGCGAGCGCCAGGGUGCAGCGGAGACUUGGAUGAGGACCUGAUGGAGGAGAUCCUUAAACUAGAGAAGCAUCUGAGGAAGAACGAGGUAGAGAUGGAGGAAGAGGAGUUUUGGGCCACGGAACUGCAGAUUGAGCUGGAGAGUGAGAGACAGCUGGAGGACAGGCUGCAGGAGCUGCGUGGUCGUUUGCAAGGCUGCGAAAAGGAGAUUGAAGACAAGCUGGCAAUGGUUCAGGGUGUGGAAGCUGGUCUGGAGGAGAUGCGGCUGCAAAGAGAGCAUCAGGAGACCGAGUGGCUAAAUGAGGCAGAGGCUCGAGCCCAGGUGCUACGAGUUAAAGCUGAGCUGAAAGCACAAGAAAGACAAGCUGUCCAGAUGGAAAGCAGCUGCAGAGCUGUAGACAGGUCUUUUGGACAAAGCAGCAAAAAAUUGCAGGACAUGCAGCACGAGCUGGAGCAGCUGACCAAGGAGCUCAGGCAGGUAAAUCUGCAGCAGUUCAUCAAGCAAACUGGCUCGAGGGUCACCGUGCUCCCCGCUGAACCUGCCGAGGACGACAGUACAACCAGCACUCGCGUUAUAGAUUUAGUUCCAUUGACCGGCUCCCUGAAGCGUCACGUGACCUUGCACCAAAUGUCAAGUCAUCUACGGGUCUUACAUAGUCCCCUCAGCUCUGGUUUGAACCCAGAAGGCAUCUAUGUGUGAGACUCCACUGAACAAUCUUCUUAUUAUUCUUCUGCUUCUUCUCCUUCUCCUCCUUCUUCUUCUUCUGAACCUUAUAUUUGGAUAUCUUUGUACGGAUACCUCAGCUAUGCACUGUUGUCCAUUAAGACAAGCUUUUGAACACAUAGUGAAGGAACAACACUGAACCUUUGUCUAGGAGGCAUGCAUCACUCGUUAGGACACAAAGAAGGCAUGCUAUUGUCCCCGAAGUUUGGACAGAGAAAAGGCAUGAAUAAUCAAUAUUUCAUAUUGUUUCGGAAGCGUCUUUUAGUCAGUGGGGUAGCUGCUCAGUGAUUACAUUGCUUUCGUGCUGGUACAGUGGAACCUCAAUUUACGAAUUUAAUUGGUUCUUGAACAGAGUAUAGUGAAGCACAUUUCUCCAUAAGAAACAAUGUGAAUAUGAAUAAUCGGUUCCAGCAUCGACAAAAGUCCAUAUUUUAGUGAAGGUUUGUACACUUUGAACACAGUGUAAAGUGCCAUAGAGCAGGGGUUCUUAUCCUUUUUGACCAUGGUGCUCAACUUUUCCAGUACAGAGGGGCCCAGGGCCCACUCAAGUAUUAACACGUUAUUAUAGUAACAAUUAGUAAUGUUACUCUUGAUUUCAAUCAUAUUCAAUACAUCUAACCUGCUUAGUUUACUACCUUAUCAAAUGACAUGAAACCAUGCGUUAAUCUCAAAGCUUAUCAUUCAUUUAACACACAAACCUUAUUAGGCUUUGGUCAGGCUGAUUAGAAAAUUAAGUAUUAACCAAAUAUACUGCAUAAAAAAGGGACUUGUAAAUAACUGACAAAAAAUAAAUGUACACACAAUUCUGUUGUGCUAUAACAAAUAAACUAAAUUAAUAAUGAGUAUGUUUAUUAAAUAAACUGUCAAUAAAUUUAAAGUCAUAAUUUUUGCGCUUUAGAAACGACUUCUUCUGUUUGUUUGAGAUUGUCAUAAAUACCAUCUUUUUCCAGAAAUGUCUGGUCUUAUCACAAUUUAAAAUUUCCUGUGGUACGAAGCCUGCUUCGACGAUUCUUCCAUCCUUGGGAGCGCCAUUGAUAUAUAACUCGUAAAUAUUAUUUUUAAUUUUUUUACUCCACAACAAAUUCUUCCUUCUUUCCACGGUGGUCUGUUGUCUUUUUGGGUCUCAUAUUGAGUUACCAAAACAGACAAAACAUGUCAAAAGGUGAAAAAACUACGAAAAAGCACACACACUAGAGGAGUUCGUAAAUCGAGGUUUCAUUUUACUAUGAUUCCUAACAAUGGCCUUUAUUUAAGAGUCAAUGAAUUACAGUAUAUUCAUGUUGGAGUUAUGAAAUGAAGACAUUUACUCUGUCUAAUGCCUGAUUUUUACUUAAAAUUAUGUAGGAUACACUUGUGUCAGUAUCAUUUUUUUAAUCCCAGUCUGGCUCUUGCUGAAACUACGCAUACAUAUUUAGGUGACCCUUCAGUUAUUGACAUAUUUUUAGUAUCUGAUAUAUUCUUAGUACUCAUAUUUGCUUCAUGAAGUCAUGAAAGUUUUGUUUUUCAUCCCGUGUUUCCAAUUUGUAGCCAAAGAUAAAGAGGGCUGGGCACGUUAUUUCCGUGUUAUUAUAGCCAUAUACUUGGAGAGCAGUACAUUGUUUAUUAGUUGAAAAACAUGCUAUGUAGCCUUUUAAUGUACAUUAAUAUUAGAUUGUCAGCUGCUCACCCCAGCAAAAGUGCCUUAAUGUAUUCAGUGGUCAGUGAAUGUAGACAAACAUGAAGCUAUAGUAAGAAAUAUGAAGGCAGUUGUAGUAGUGUCAAGUUAUUUUUAUUUUUAUCUGUACAUGUUUUACUGAGAAUGGUUGAAUGUGGCGGCAAGUGUUCUCCACUCUUUUACCAAAUCAUUUAUUGUUUAAAAUGGAUUCAUAUUUAACCCAUUGAAAACAUUCUAUAUGCUGCCAAUCGUCACUUUGUUUCAAAUGCCAUAACCAAUGUAUGUCCUACAAUUUGUACAAUUAAAAUUCACUUUUCAAAUAUUACUUGUAAAAUGGAGUGACUCGUGUCUGUCACUGAUUUUUUUGUUUUGUUUGUUUUGGAGAUAAACGAUGUCAACUGUACAUACACGUAUUUUUAAACCAAUAUUGUACAGCUGUAAUCUUCCAGGUGAUAUGAACUGCAUGAUUUAAAUAAAUACAAAUACACAAUU